UCAAGUCAUGCAUGUGUAACAAUGACAUUAAAAGUGUUUCAAUGUUUUGGAUGAUAUAAUAUUAAACAAUAAAGCUCUCAGAGCUCUUGUGUAAGAAUGCAGUAAGAAGGAUUUAUUGUCUACAAUGAAAAUUAAAAUAUUUAGUGGUUUUAUUAAGCAUUGAUAGUACAGAGGAAGAAGUACAAUUAAUUGUUGUUGACGCAUCACGAUCCUGAAAAAUUGUAAACAAAUUGUGAUUAAUUGUGAUAUACAACAAGUACAACUCAUUACCUGUAAUUACCAGAGACAUGCAAUAACUAUAUGACCCUGUUUCAGUCUGUACUGAUACACAGUUGUAUGUUAAAUAAUAAUGCCACAGUAACCAGGUUUUAUUACUGAGGUAGAGAUAGAAUGGUGAUAUAUGGCAGGUUAUAAACCUUGUUACAUAAAUUAAAGGAAAUCAGGAGUGUUUUAAUGUCGUUCUCACAAUCCUUCUCAGCUUCUUCUGGAUUUUAGAAAAGAGAGAAAUUUCCCCCUCAGGUAAAGAAAAAAAACAUCGUAGUAAAAAAGCUUUGUUCAGGUUUGGCUUAUCUCCUUCAUUGGCUUGAGCUAAAUAUUAAUUUGGGAAUGUUUAGUGUGCUGAUUCAGCAAUAUAAAAAAUUAAAAUAGAAUUGUAGUUGUAAUUUAUGUACUGAAUUUUGAUUCUGAAGCUAUAAACUGAAAUCUAUGUUACAAAGGUCACACGUCAUGAUGAACAAUAACAUGAAUUUUGAGGUAGCACAGAGUAGUUCAUGUGACACCAGCCCCAGUAAACUUUCAUCGAGCCCAGUGCAUUAUAUAGAGCCAGAGUUGAAUAGUUUUUUUUAAAAAGAAAAAGCAAUGCAAAUUUUUUAUACAAUUCUUUUAAAACUUAACUUCAUGAAGUAUGUGUUUGUACCCCAACAAUCUCGUAUCAUAUUAUUCUCAAUUGGACCACUGUUCAUCCACUAUUUGGCUCAAUUUUUUUAUUACUUUCAAUGAAAAAUGGCUUCUGUUUAAAGUAUAUUUUAUAGUAUAGAUUUAUAGUACACUGCAUAUAAAGUGUUUAAUUCAUUCUAAAGAUGUACAAUGAUACAAGUAUCACACUUGGGUUGGUAAAGGUAACAAAAGUUUUAAAAAUGAUUUGGCAAAAAUGUAAUGAUACUGUCACUGUUUACUCACACUUUCGUGUACAUGGAAGUGUGAGUAUUCACAUUGACAGUGUGUCUGCAUGGAUUCAGAUAGUAACCAGAAUUUGGAUGAAAUGUUUACACACUAAUGUAUUAUAAAGAAAAUUAAACAUCUGAAGAAAUGUGUAGGCAAAUCAUACCAUAAACCAUUGGGGUCCAAAAUGGGUCAUGAUUCGAUUUUUUUUUUUUGAUUUUACAAUUAUAUGUACUGUAUAUAAAUCCCUGAGAGAAAUUUGUUCUCAUUUAAACAAUUUCUUUGGGUAAAAUUAGUGGAUAUACUUAGGAAUCAGUGAAAUAAUUUUUUUCUCAUUUCCAGUUUAGUUAUUUAUUUCUCAGAAUUCAUUGUAAAUUGUAAAAAUGCGAUAGAAAAGUGAAUCUGGAACAUUAGGUAGUAAGUUGGCUAUUUCAGUGAAAGUUAGGAGUGAACAUCCAGGCUUCCAAGGUGAGCAAUGUAGCCUAGGGGCCUCCUUCUUUGUUUUAAAUCCCCACCCCUUCCCUUAAAGUGGUGUCAUUUUGGUUCAAAUAUUUAAUAUACAGUGUACCUUGAUAAAAGACUGAUUCUGGGAACCUAAUUUGAAGACAUUUUAAAUUUCUUUAGAAAAAAAUUGUUUCUUGAAAAAAAUGUGAUUUAUUUGUGUAAUUGCAUGACGGGUUCCAAUUUUGAAUUGUCAAAAGUUGUGGUUUGAAUUGUCAAAAUUUCAGAUCAAGUUACAAUGAAUUCAGGUGUGAUAUCACUGCUGUUCCUGAAUAACUUACUUGUACUUGCAUGUAGUAUGGGUAGUCAGAUACAUGCCUGUGAACUAGGGGUCAGCUGAUUAUACAACAAGAGUACAAAGACUUGAGGGGCGCUGGGAAUGUCCUGACUGAAUGACAUGGGGUUCAGUCACCAACCACUCACAGAUAACCCAGGAAUGUGCUGACCUCUUUCCACCAACGUCAUUAACUGGUAGCAAUCUCUUGUGACGUAAAGUUCAUAUUCCAUGUCAAUAGUACCCCCCAGCCAGCAGGUGACUGGGACAUGUUAAGAUGCUGGCCAUUUGUUGACAUAAGGACCAUAUAAGAGACUUUAGAUCUCUCUCGAUGAAUCAGAUUUAUUGUCAGUCUUCCCAGACGUUUCUACAGUGACCAGCUGAGGCUGGAAAAGAAAUGUUUACUUUUUUAUUGAUUCUGAGCUUCAGUUUGCGGAGGGCAUCAAUGGCAGCUUCCUCCGUGUUACUACUGUAGGAUUUCCCAAGGAAGUGAUUCUGUGAUAGUUUUGGAAAUACAAGUUCCUAAUCCUCUGUUCUGUAUCAAAUUGAUUAUAUUAGAACAGAUGAUGUCCAUGUGAGAAAAGUGUGUCCUGAAACUCUGACGGUGAAGUGUUAACAGGGGAAACAGGUGGUCUGUCUGAACUGACAGUGAUAAUUAAGUUAGAACUACCUGUUACUACCUAUACAUCUUUAGUGGACUCAGGGACUUCAACAUCUCAUUGUAUCAUGUCAUGAGCCGGAACACACAACGAAGAUAGGAAUUCAAGAUUGCGACAAUAUAAAAUCUAGCUAUUCCUCCUGUGACAGCGUGACUAUUAAGGAUAUAUCUUGGAUUUUGAAGGGAAAAUUUUUUGCAAUCAACAGUAAUUUGACUUUAAGUUGGUGAAAAAUCUAGGACUGACAGAAUUUAAGGAGCAUAAUGGACAACCAACAGCAGCCUGUUCGAGAUCAGGGACUGAUCUCUGUGGCUUCCCAUGUUCUGGAUGAUUCUGACAUUAGAAAUCAUAGAUCCACAGAUGCUGUAUAUAUUGGGUUACAUGUGCCAAAACGAAAACAUCGACGCAAGCGCCAUAAACACAGAAAAGUGGAAGGGGACAAAACUCAGAGCAGCCAGCCAGAAAUCUUCAAAGAUGUUGCCAACCCCGCCCAGCGGGUUCAGUUCCUGUUGGGAGAGGAGGAGGAUGAGGAACACAAGUCCCACGAUCUGUUCUGUGAGAUGGAGGAACUCUUCUAUAAUGGAGAUCAAAUAGAGUGGAAAGAGUCCGCUAGGUGGAUCAAGUUUGAGGAGGAUGUGGAGGAGGGUGGAGAGAGAUGGUCCAAGCCCCACGUAGCCACCCUGUCCCUCCAUUCUCUGUUUGAACUGAGGUGUAAUAUCCUCAGCGGAACAGUCAUGUUUGACAUAGAACCUUAUGACCUGCCAUCUCUAGUGGAAUUAAUAGUGGAUACAAUGGUGGCAAGUAAACAGCUUGAAGAGAACUUAAAGGAGAGGUUCGUUGAGACAAUGUUGAUUCGACAUCGACACCAGAACCAGAAAAAGCCCCAGAAGCUGGACGAGAAUGGGGGAAGCAAAAUUCACCUGCCCCUGAUUCGAUCUAUUGCUGAAAUUGGCAGGAAAAGUUCCGAACCACGGGGUUUUCAUAAGCAUGAGGACCCAGAUAACCCAGCACAGCUCCUGAAGAACAGGUUCAAGAGUGCCAAGAGUUCUCCGAAUUUCCACAUUCCCGAGAAGCAAGGGAGUGUUCCAAGCCGACUAGAACACCACACAACGUACGCAGGAAGCUUAUCGUCCAAUCAGAGCAGUAGUGAUCUCCUAACGCGGGACUCUUCUCAUAAGGACUUGAGCCACAUGAGCAGUCAUAGUCUACACUUCAUGAAGAAGAUUCCGCCUGGGGCAGAAGCAGCUAACAUUCUUGUGGGGGAGGUUGACUUUCUGAAUCACCCCGUGGUCACAUUUGUCAGGCUGCUGCAUCCCAUUAUUCUGCGGGAUUUAACCGAAGUUCCUGUGCCAACCAAGUUUGUAUUUAUAUUACUAGGACCCAUGGGAAACCAAAGCAAGUACCAUGAAAUAGGAAGAUCCAUAGCCACCCUAAUGUCUGAUGAGGUAUUUCAUGAUGUAGCUUAUCAUGCCAGGCAACGCGACGACCUGUUGGCGGGAAUAGACGAGUUUCUGGAUCAGGUCACUGUCCUACCCCCCGGAGAAUGGGAUCCUAGCAUCAGGAUAGAACCCCCAAAACAGAUCAAGGAGAGCAGGAAAAAUAAUUACUACACCCCUCCCUCUAAGGCAGACGGGGGAGAGGAGGAGAUAGUGGAGGAGUCGGACCAUGUAGACGGGUCGCUGGUUAGAACCGGCAGACUGUUUGGAGGGGUGUUGGAAGAUAUCAAACGUAAAGCUCCGUUCUACGUCAGUGAUUUUAAGGACGCCCUACACGUUCAGUGUUUAGCCUCAUUUAUUUUCCUUUACUUUGCUUGUUUAACACCGGUCAUCACGUUUGGAGGCCUACUUAAUGAUGCCACUGGCGGAAAUAUGGCGGUGUUUGAGAGUAUCUUGGCAGCCUCUAUAUGUGGUAUAUGCUAUGCCCUGUUUUCGGGACAGCCCCUCACCAUAUUGGGCAGCACUGGACCAGUACUGGUUUUUGAGACCAUUCUGUACCACUUCUGCUAUGACAAUGGAUGGGACUACUUGGAGUUCCGCCUGUGGAUCGGCUUGUGGACUGGUCUUCUGUUGAUUGCCAUGGUGAUCCUAGACCUGUCUGCAUGGGUCCAGUACAUCACUCGCUUCACAGAAGAAAGCUUCGCACUACUGAUCUCCUUAAUCUUUAUCAAGGAGGCUUUUGCUAAGCUGGCCAAUGUAACGUUGACCCAUCCCAUACACUUUCCCAUUGAAACCCGUCCAGGCUGGUGUCAGGGAAUCUGUCGGCCACCACUGGUCAAUGAGAGUGCCGCCACCAAUGUCACCACUGCUGCAGUCGGUAGUACCACACUUCCUACAACAACGUUUAAUGUGAUUGAGAGCACUACCCCGGGGAUUAACAUGACGGCCUUCUGGGCCAAUAAGACCCUGGAGGAUUGUGUACUCUCUGGAGGACACUGGGACAAGAAUUACGAUUGUCAUGAUGAUACAGAGCCAGAGGUCUUUUUCCUGUCUGUGAUUCUAUUCUUAGGAACUUUCACAAUUUCUAUGACUUUGAAGGGCAUGCGUACAAGCAAAUUUUUCCCUACACAAAUCCGUGCAAUAGUGAAUGACUUUGCUGUGAUGUUUGCGAUAUUGACAAUGGUUUUAACAGACUUCUUGCUGGGUAUUCCUACUCCAAAGCUACAUGUACCAGAAGAAUUCCGGCCUACUAGUGAUAAGAGGACCUGGGUUGUGAAUCCUAUAGACAAGAAUCCAUGGUGGCUACCUAUAGCUGCAGUUAUUCCAGCCUUGCUGGCCACCAUAUUAAUCUUCAUGGAUCAGCAAAUCACAGCUGUUAUUGUUAAUAGGAAAGAAAACAAACUAAAGAAAGGUAAGGGCUACCACUUGGACCUUUUCAUUGUGGCGUGCCUGAUCAUCAUAUGCUCCAUCCUGGGUCUGCCGUUCUUUGUGGCGGCCACCGUGCUGUCCAUCACCCACGUGAUGAGUCUUAAGAAGGAGUCCAAGUGUGCUGCCCCUGGGGAGACCCCAAAGUUCCUAGGAGUCAGAGAGCAGCGUGUUACUGGACUGAUGAUAAACCUGAUGAUAGGUGUGUCCAUCUUACUGACGGGCAUUCUGAAGCAUAUCCCUAUGCCAGUGCUGUAUGGGGUAUUCUUGUAUAUGGGUGUGUCCUCACUGCGUGGAAUGCAGGUCGUCAACCGGAUCUUAAUCUGGUUCAUGCCCCAGAAGUACCAGCCAGAUUACAUGUACCUGCGACAUGUCCGCACCACCAGAGUGCAUCUGUUUACCGCCAUACAAGUCUUUUGUUUAAUUCUGUUGUGGAUCAUCAAGAGCAUUAAAGAGACUUCCAUAGCUUUUCCUAUAAUGGUGCUAGCUAUGUGUUUUAUAAGGAAGGGAUUAGAUUGGGUUUUUACCCAAGAGGAAUUACGAUGGUUGGAUGAUGUCAUGCCAGAAAUUCACAACAGAGCCAAAGAGGAUAAAGAAAAGGAGAAGGAAAAAGAAAAAGAAGAAGAACUAGCAAUGCAGAACGGAACCUCCGACACUUCAUUUAACAUGAAUGUUGUAAAAGUGGGGAUAAAUGGCAAUGACAGCGAUAUAUGUAUAUCUGAUGAGAUGACCAAAACCAGUGUCUGGAAACACUUGAUUGCCAAUGAGUCCUCUCCCUCUCUUAACAGUAAUAGCAGCAGUAUCAAACAACACCAUAAGAAACAUAAGAGCAAAUCCUCAGGUCAAGCCGUGUCUUUCUACAUUGAUGAGGAGGAAAAGGAGCACCUGCUAUCUGACAAAAAACCUGAAAUAGAAAUAGUUGUAGACCCCCCGAGUCGUGACCACAGUGACAAUGAGGAGCGGGACAGCAAGAUAUGACUGCCCCCUGCUACCCCCAUCAGAGGAUGCCCAACCCCCAAAUCAUUGUGAUAUCUUUUAUUUUUAGGUGUACUAUUUAUGAUUAAGUACAGUGUACGCUGUUUUAUUUUAAACAAGAAUCUUGUUAUGUUGCAUUUUUACAUGGUUCAUGAAAAAUGUCAAAAUUUUUCAUAUUGGUUUUUUUUUUUUUUUGGAUUAUAUUCGCUUAAAAUCAGUUUGUUACUUUUCGUUCAUACAUGUAGCUCAGCUUUAUGUUCAUAUUUGCUUUUAUCUGUAGCUUUACAUCUUAACCAACUCCUUUGUUUACAAAAAAAAAGAAAUUUUGCUCUCAAUUGACAUGAAAAAAAAUUGAUAAGAAAUUUUUACUCUUAAAUGGGAGUGUUUUAAAAGAUUACUAUGCAUUUAGAGGACUGAAAAUUGAUUGUGAUCCAUUUUUUAUUUAAUUUGGCAUAUUCAUCUUUUACAUGUACUUCAUUUUUUAAAAGAAAUUAUUUAAGCGUGUGUACAUGCAUAAAAUUACAUGUAUAUAAAAGAACUAAUAAUUACAAUGCCUAACCUAUAUAUUGUUUUCUUUGAUAAGGCAGCAGCUGAGAUUCUGUCAAAUACAUGGGAAAAGUAUUUGGGAUACAGUUCAUCACAAAAGUUACUUACCAUUAGAUGAUCAAACGGAUAUGAAUUAAUUUUUUUUUACUGUUCAAUGAUUUUUCGAUUCAACAUGACUACAUAUUAACUUUUUAGCAUUAUUGUCUCAUCUACAGAAGCUUUAUCCAUUCACACCAAUGCAGAAUUAUUUUAGUUCUUUUAUUUUUUCUUUUUAAUUUUUUUUUUAUUUUUACUGUAGCUAACCAACAACCGAAAUGUUUUCUGAAAUCCUUUGAAUAAAUAUUUUUUAUACACUUGGUUUUUGUAGUAUGUUUGUUUCAUGCAUCUGCAAUUUUAUUAAGUACUUCAUUUUCAAUUGUUUGUUUGUUAGUUUAAGACUGUGUUAAUUUCUAUAACUUGAAUGCAAUAUUGUAUUAGAUGAUAUUUGCAUUUGUUCUGUGUCUGAAAAGGUUUUUUUUUGGUACAUAUGUACAUGCCAUAUAUAAUGUUUUCAUGAUAUCUGAUGGUUGUACGUGCAUCAAAUGAUUGGAUAUUCUUGUUGUCAUUCUGAUUAUUCUUUUUGAAGAACAAUGCAUUCGUUUCAUCUUAUUUUCCUUUCCUUAUGAUUUUGUUGAUAACUAUUUUAAACCCUUUUAAUGACGCUUCUCACCAGCUCUAAUGCCCCAACCCCACUUUGUCCCAAAUUAAAUCCACUUUUGGAGUCAAAUAUUCUUUUCUUUAAUUCCAUAAUAAAACAUAUGCAGUACAAACUCAAAAGUUCUAUCCAGUUGGUGAUUUUAUUUUAUAUUGUUGAUAUUUGGUGUCUGUUAAUAUUUUAUUUAAGCAGUGCAUUUAUAACAUAAUUUCAAUAUUGUGUUUAUCCAUAUUAUUGCAAUAUUGUUUUAUUUUUUUAAUUAGAUAAAAUAAACAUGAAUGUUAUUGCUUCAGAAGAGAAGGUUCAUAGCAUGUUACUUACUGAAUACUGAUAUGUUUUUAAAUGCCAUUCUUGAGAAUAUAGUGCUACAAUAACACAAAAACAAUAAAGUGUUGACUUAGAAUAGUUUUAGAAAUGGGACUGAAAAUCAAAUUUAUAAUGGUAUGUCAGCUUUACAUGUCAUAGAUAUUAAAAUAUGUACAACAAAGAAAAAAUAUGUACCUGUAAUUCAGGUAGAGGUUAAAUUUGUUCAAUUGUAUUAUGCUGUGUUCAUAGUUAUGUUUAUACAUGUAUGAAAUCAAACUUUGCUCUACAUGCCUUUGUUUUGUUAAGGUCUUGCUUAUACCCGCAUUCAUUCUCUGUACAGGUAAUUAAGACUAACUGACUAUUGUGGUGAUGACUGUUACUGUGAUAUACUGUUAAUGGUUUACUUCUGACCAAUCACUUACUUUAAUACAUGUACAUUGUUCUCCAUCAACCUCACCAUUCAGUGCUUUCUAUUGGUUUUUGAUUCAUUACUGCUAUUUAAAUUCCAUAUUUAUUUUUAAAUUUCAGACACUAUAAUUUGACUAAGACUUCUAUCUGCUAAAUUUUGAAAUGAUUGAUUACUCAGGCAACCUAAAUAGGUACCUUACCACUCCAUUUACAUAAGCUUCUUUCAGACUUCUUCAUUGGCAUCAAAUGGGGGGGGGGGGGGGUAAUAAAAAUUAUAGUUUCGAGGAAAUGUAAAUUGUUGGACAAUGCUUUAAUAAAAUUUUUAUCGAAACCACAUUAAUAUUUCAGGGUAAUAGCUCCAUCUUCAUAUAUGAUGCAGUGUGCGCGUAGAUACGUUUAACUUACCCUUGGUUCUUGCAAAUAUUUGGUAAAGACCUUUCAUCACAUUUCAUCUCGAUUGAAAACAAGAUUUUAUUCCUGAAGUUAUAUCCCCAUUCCAUAUAAAACUUUAAUACACACAAACCUAACAGAUUGUAUUGGUCUUAAUGAAAGAGGGGUCUAAAAAUUGGUUAACUGUAAAAGUUAUCUGAACAUUUAUUAUUAUUUAGUAUACUGUACUGACUGUGUGACUUGUUUUUGUUAAAUACAUGUACAUUUGAAUUGAUUUGAAUUCUUUUCUCUCUUCAUUAAAAUAAUAGAAACCUCAUUAUAAAAAUCUCAUUAAGGAAUUGAGAAUGAGGUCUGCUGUGCAUAUCCAGACUUUUGCAUCAGGUGUCUCCUUAGUUUAACAAUUAAAUUCUAUGUUAAUUUAGUUUAAUAAAUUGAUUAGAAUUUAAUACUAUAUUUAUCAUUAAGGUGUGAUAUUUUUCCAGUUGAGUUUUAAUGAGGUUUAGUGAAGUGCAAAACUUUUAUCAUGAUUUUAUCUUGUUCUGAGAAUAAUGGUGUGUUCUUCUGUUGAAGCCCUUAUGGAUUCUUUUUUAUCCUUAUGUGAGUUAUUCGGGUUUAGAACUUACGAUGAUUUUUAUUAUGUGUAUCAACAUUAUUGGAGAUGAAUUCACUUGUUCAUCAUGUCUUUACACCAUACUCUGCAAAUUUUCAUCAGUUGCCAUAUCUGUAUAUGUGGUAUUGAGAGCUUGACGUUUUGAUCAUCAGUUGGAUUUUUCUCUUGAGUUACAGAAAAACCAUGAAAGUAAAAACAUGCAGGUCUAUUUUUGAGUUUAUAAACAUGAUGAAUAUUACGAUUUUUUGUAUUAGAACUAUAAGAGGUCUCUAUGUGGACUUGGACAGAUUUUGUGGUAAUGGGUAACAUUGCCUACAAUCUUAUGUAACUGUAGUUAUUGAGAUUGCCUGAAAAGGAAUAAAAAACAUCAAAACUAA
This is a messenger RNA of Magallana angulata, 9759 nucleotides long. RefSeq names its product sodium bicarbonate cotransporter 3-like. The record is from RefSeq and is a predicted model, not a curated record. Gene Ontology annotation, molecular function: solute:inorganic anion antiporter activity; monoatomic anion transmembrane transporter activity; sodium:bicarbonate symporter activity. Gene Ontology annotation, biological process: bicarbonate transport; monoatomic anion transport; regulation of intracellular pH. Bases 2856 to 6431 code for a protein of 1191 amino acids. NCBI's taxonomy places the organism in Eukaryota, Metazoa, Mollusca, Bivalvia, Ostreida, Ostreidae. The transcript has 21 exons. Gene Ontology annotation, cellular component: plasma membrane.